Messenger RNA from Pimephales promelas (fathead minnow), 5631 nucleotides. RefSeq names its product patched domain-containing protein 3. Gene Ontology annotation, cellular component: membrane. Lineage: Eukaryota; Metazoa; Chordata; Actinopteri; Cypriniformes; Leuciscidae. The record is from RefSeq and is a predicted model, not a curated record.
CCUAGUUUACAGUCCCUUAAUAUUGAAAAUAGCCCAAUAGCAGUGAUGAAGAGGGCAGGUGACAAUAAGGAAGUUUGUUAAUGAGUAACUUUAUUUUGUGAAAAAGUAACAAAUGAGUUUUUAGUGUUCAGCUCAGCCUAUAAGUACAUUAUGACGACAUGAGUCAUUGUAGAAGUUGGAUGUUUCUGGGACUGUGAAGAACAACAAGAGAUUCACUGUAGACUGUUAACGUGAACGGAGGAUGGCGAAGUGUAAAACAGACUGCAUCGAAAGGCCUCUGUCUCUGGCCUUUGAAAAGCUUGGUCAUGUUGUUGGUAGACAUCCAUGUGUGUUUAUUUUAUUGCCUUUAUAUGUUUCUACUGUCCUGGGAGCUGGUUUCAUCUUUCUUCAUAAAAGGGAAGCAAAUGAUAUUGAAGACCAGUUUACGCCUGUCAAUGGACCUGCCAAGUUGGAGAGGGCAUUUGUGGUCGAACAUUUUCCACAAUCAGAAGAGUUUUCUCAGCUGCGGCUUACAUCUGAAGGCUCUUAUGCGUCUUUGAUCAUCACAGACUUGCACAGAGGAAAUAUAUUAACUGAAGCAGCUUUUAAUGACAUUAUAGAGCUAGACAGACAAGUGAAAAGUAUGAUGGCAGGAAACACUUUUGAAAACCUCUGUGCCAAAACAAAGGGAAGAUGCGUAUCAAACACAAUUUUAGACAUUAUAAAUAACAAUGCUACUGAAAUAGUUUCUUUAAACAUGACAUACCCAGGGAACAAGGACAUGUUUUUGGGAACAAGUAUCGGCGGUGUAAAGCUGAAUAGCUCAAAGAUCACCCAAGCCAAAGCGAUCAGACUUUUUUAUUUCUUAGAUGAGAAGACAAAGGAAACCGUUGACUGGCUUGAUGGCUUUCUGAAACUCCUCUCAAACUCUACAGAACAGACAACGGUCCAUGUGUCUUACUUUACAUCAAUAUCAAGACAGAAUGAGUUGGAGACCAAUUCAGACUCUGUCAUCCCCCUCUUCUCUAUUACAUAUGUGUUGGUCAUUACCAUUUCAAUUCUGUCUUGUUUAAGGUUGGACUGUGUCAGGACGAAGGUGUGGAUGGCCGUGUUCGGUGUGGUCUCCGCAGGGAUGGCCGUGUUGGCCAGCUUUGGUCUGCUGCUGUUCUGUGGGAUGCCGUUUGCCAUGACCGUGCAAACUGCGCCCUUUCUGGUUCUGGGUGUUGGUGUUGAUGACAUGUUCAUUUUGAUCUCCUGCUGGCAGACGACGGAAGUUCAUAAAGCCGUUGAGCUUCGUUUAGCAGAAACAUAUAAAGAGGCCGGCGUGUCCAUCACUAUCACCACGCUGACAGACGUGCUGGCUUUCUACAUCGGUCUCAUGACGCCCUUCCGCUCGGUUCAGUCCUUCUGCAUGUACACCAGCACAGCUCUUCUGUUCUGCUACGUCUUCAACAUCACCUUCUUUGGCGCCUGUCUCGCGCUGAAUGGUGGGAGAGAGAAAGGCAACAGACACUGGCUGACCUGCAUGAAAGUCCCAGAAGCCACUGGUGAUGGUGGAGGCUGUUGUGUUGGUGGGGCUUAUGAUGAAGACACACUUAAGGAAUUUGAAAUGCCAAUGAAUUCAUUCUUUAUUAAAUAUUAUGGCCCUUUCUUAACAAGGCCGUGGGUUAAGGGACCUGUGUGUCUAAUCUAUGCCGGGUAUUUGGCAGUCAGUAUCUAUGGAUGCUUACAAUUACAGGAAGGUUUAGAUGUGAAAAAUUUAGCAACAGACGCCUCAUACGUUGGUAGUUACUAUGACAAAGAAGAUGAAUUCUUCUCUGACUUUGGUCCCAAUGUCAUGUUGGUUAUAAAGGAUGAAGACUUUCAGUACUGGAACUCAUCUGCUCGCAAAAGUCUUGACUUGUGUUUGGAAGAUUUUCUAAAUCUGACAGUGGCAGAUUCAGGCUUUCCACCUAUUUCUUGGCUGAAUGAAUACAUGCAGUUUGGACAAAAUGCAGGUUUCAAUUUAGACAAUGAAAUGCAAUUCAAAAGCCAUUUAACCGCAUUUCUUAAUCAGUCAGGUUUUAGUGAAGAUGUUAAUUUUACUAACAAUCAAAUCCAUGCCUCACGUAUGUUCAUUCAGACUGUGAACAUCCGCAUGGCAAUCGAUGAGAAGAACAUGCUGGAUGCAUUUAGGGAAACCGCAGAAAAAUGUGUCGUUGAUCUGAUAGUGUACCACCCCGCAUUCAUCUAUUUCGACCAAUAUGCCGUCAUCGUCAGUAAUACAAUCCAGAAUAUAGUGGUUUCUACAUGUGCAAUGUUAGUCAUUUCACUCCUGUUGAUCCCAAACCCUCUUUGCUCUCUCUGGGUGACUUUUGCCAUCGCGUCUGUCAUUGUGGGAGUGGCCGGUUUCAUGGCAUUAUGGGAUGUUAGUUUAGACGCCGUGUCUAUGAUUAUUCUUAUUAUUUGUAUCGGGUUUUCUGUCGACUUCUCUGCUCACAUAUCCUAUGCUUUUGUGUCAAGUGAAAAGUCCUCAGCCAAUGAGAAAGCCAUGGAUGCCAUCACUAAACUGGGCUAUCCGAUCGUUCAGGGUGCCGUGUCCACUAUCGCAGGUGUGGUGGUGCUCUCGGCUGCUAAAAGCUACAUCUUCAGGACCUUCUUCAAAAUCAUGUUCUUAGUCAUUCUGUUUGGGGCCGUCCAUGGCAUCGUAUUCAUACCGGUGUUCUUGACCUUCCUCGGCACUUGUAGUAAAAACAAACAAAAUCUUCCAGAGCCCACAAGCAAACAGCCAGUAAUAGCAGUCGUGAUUCAGAAUGUAUGGUGUGCUGAUCCUGACUGUCCAUAGGCACCGUGUCAAGUGGUUUAGAAAAUGGAUGGAUUCACUUUUCCCUUUUUGUAGGAGCUUAGCGCUGUAUGGCACUCUGAUUUGACCAUGCCAGAAGACCCUGAAAUAAUAAUCAUUCUUAUGUAUACACUACUGUAUAUACUUACUGUCAAGGAAUCAGCAGCCUCCACACAGAAGAAAGAGUUAAAACUCUACAGACGUGCUCGCGCUCAUGACCGCUACUGAAAAUCUGAACACAAACAACGAUUAAAUGCAAAUUGACGAAUCUUCUUCCAAAAAUGUAAUCAAAUGUAUUUUUUAAGUGUGUUUAAACUGGUUAACUGUGUGUAAAGCAGCCAAAGGAAUUCAUUUCCCAGAUGAGUUCCCACGCCACUGCGCAACACACACAAACUACCGCGGGAUGGCGAGUGUUCAUUUCAUAAACUGUGAACAAUGUUAUCUUAUUUAAUCUAUAAAUUAAGGCUAUAUGUCCAAAAAACUGGUAAUUUCAUACUGUGUAGUAGCGCUAUCGUGGCAUAAUAAUCUGUUUGGCUGUAAAAUGUAUUACCUGAAUCACAGACAACAUACGAAGAUGUUCAACUAAUAAAGAUCUUCAUCGCUGGCAAACGAUAUGAUGCAUUUGCAGAUUUAGUUUCACUUGAUAGUACUAUAAGUCCAUGGCCACUUCCUCCAAUGCUUCUUAAAUCUUCCUGUUACGAGUCCGAGUGUGGAAUGUGUUUGAUGAAGUCUUAAAGCACAAUUUCUCCCCAAAAACACUGAAGUAAAUGUACUUUGUUGCCGGAAACCGAUCGAGCUCAGCCAUCUUGAAAGACGUCUCAAUUCUCGAAUUGCACCGCGAGGACGCAACAAUCGGGGAGUGAGGAGUAUUCUGGACGAACGUAUCAAUUCUCCUCCCCCUUCACAUCGGUGAAGCAAACUUCAAAAACAUAAGGGCAGAACCUUUGGAUGGUUCUGCCCUUAUGUUUUUAAGGUGUUAAGAAACAUAAAAAAAAUUCUGUGAGUGGUUCAACAAUUCAACAUGUAUAUAUAUAUAUAUAUGUACUGUACUGUCCCUGUUUUAUUUUCCCCACCACUGCUUAUAACAACAAGUCUUUAAACAAGUUGGAAAGCAAUCUCAGUGGUUCUUGUCUGUUAAAUGAGUCAAUGAUAUUGACUUAAACUUAUCGUUUGAAUGUCCCGACUUUACAGUCAUUGAAGUAAUGAUGAAGAUGAUAUGAGUUUUACAAUCCAAAAGUUUAUUUGAGUGUGAUGCAAUGCCUAUAAUCCACAAUGUGAGAAAUAAUUGUAGUCUGAGUUCUAUGGGUUGUUGACCUUAGUGUCACGUUGGCGUUGGUUAAUAGAUGACGAAGAGAUUCCUCUUUCAGCUGCUAUAGAACCGGCCCCAAUUCUGAUGGAUUGGCCGGUAUAGAGAGAGGGGGAUAGAGACUGCAGCUUUUGAUGACAGUAGUUAAAUGAGUCCUGAACAAGGACUUAGAAAGAGGUGAUCCGUUAGGUAAUAUGAAUAGAGGGGUGUUAUUUAAAGAAUUUUUAAACAUAUAAGGGACAAAAAUUGUUAUUGAUUUUGAAGUGUUAGUGUGACUCCAAAGCCUCUUGAGUGCCAUUCUUAGAGUGCUAAAGAAAGAGGAAAGAAAUUAAAGUAAGGACCACGGGCAGGAUGAAAUUGAAAGUUGGAAGUUGAAAUCCUUAGAACACAUGAAGCCGUAAAAGCAGAUAAAACACGGCUUUUAGCACAAUAUGUAUGGAAAGUACACUGUAAAACUAAAGGUGCCUCAAAUACCCUGUCAGAUACUCAAAUAACUUAAGUUCCUCAAAGCUCUUUCUCCUAUAGUAGGGUUCUUGGAGGAGCAUUGGCAAUCUGUGCGGUUCUUGCUGGAACUUACAGGAUCCUUUAAGCACUUCAGUUCAGAGGUUUUCACACUGUAAACCAGUGGUUCCCAACCUUUUUUUUGUCUGAGACCCCCUUUUUCCCAAGAAAAUAUUUUAGGGCCCCCCUUCACAUUUACUGAUAUUAUCACUCUUGUAAGCUUGCAGCUAUGAUGACAAAAUAUGUUGUUUUCAAACAAAUGGUAUGUUUACCAAACCAGAUAUGUUUAUGCACAAAUAUUAGCCUAUAAUAUUGAAAAUACAAUAACAAAAACAUCAGCAGGCCCUUUGUAAUUUAAAGACAUAAGCCUAGGAGAAGCCUAUAUAUUGGCCCUAUUUGAAAUGCAAAAACAAAAAUAUUAAAAAAAUAAUAGAAAAACAAGAAAAAGAGUACAGGCCUCAGUACUUGCAUGUUAUUUGUGAGGCUUUAACAAUGUGAGGCUUUAUUUUUUUAAACGUUUUUGGCGCUUUAGCAAGCGAUAAUAAAUUAGCAGUUUAUUAACAGAAUAGUGCGUCUUUCGGAAGAACUACUUCUCUCUGUGUACGUCUAUGCCGAGUCACGCUGGUACUGGGCUACUCCGCAGCGGCAGCGAUCCGAACCAGUGGAAAAUAGUCCCAAUGUAAACACGUCUUAUAGGUAAGACAAAAACAUAGAUUGAUGGAUUCAUGAAGAACUCGCUCACUAUUUAAAUUUUGAACAGAAAAAAGUUAAGGACCUUUAUUUACUGCACAUUGCUCAAAAACUUUUCAAAAUAUGACGCAACCCCCCACGGAGCUAACUGAGGCCCCCUUGUGGGCCACGACCCCCCUGUUGGGAACCGAUGUUGUAAACCCUAAUGUUGUCUUUACUUAAACAAUCAAGUGUACUUGACUAAACAUUACUUUAAAUUUAGCAUUUUGGCCCUGUCACUAAAAAAUAUAAGUUCAAUUUAACUUCAAAAUACAUAAACUUAAGAUUUCAAGUG